AUGCCUCGACCCACGCGGAGUCGGAGAGGCGCUGGAAGAGGAACACGGCAGCUCCAUGCAGGGGAUCCUACGAUUGUCAUAGGCAUAGAUUUCGGAACCACGUUUUCAGGCGUGGCAUGGGCCAGAUCAACCCGACCAGACCAAGUCGACAUUAUAACGAGCUGGAAGUCCAACUUCAACUUCAACAGUGACAAGGAAAAGGUCUCAACCUCAAUCUCCUACACCGAGCAGGACCAACCACCUCUUUGGGGCUACGCCGCUCCUAUCGGAGAAUCCACUCUCCAGUGGUUCAAGCUCUGUCUUUUGGAUGAAGAAGAUAUCCCACAGUACCUGCGAGAGUCGACACACCUCCAAAGUGCCAAGUCAUCUUUGGAUGAGCAGGGUACUCAUGCCGUUGAUGUCAUCAGCGAUUUUCUGCGGGAGCUAUGGAAGUAUAGCCUCAGCUGCGUUGAGCGAGCUGAAGGCGCUUCCAUGAUGGAGCUCUCUGCAUUCAGAGUCAUUGUUACUCUUCCAGCCAUUUGGCCUGCAUAUGCUCAGUUUCGCAUGAAAGAGGCUAUUGAAAAAGCCGGCAUUCUAGAGCCUCGAGGUCUUUAUGACACCACUCUGGAGUUCAUUUCUGAGCCGGAGGCUGCAGCUCUGGCUUCUCUGAAAGACAUGUCUGACAGAGCAGAUAUGAAAGUUGGCGACCACUUUGUUGUUUGUGACGCCGGUGGAGGCACUGUUGAUGUCAUUACAUAUACCGUCAUCAACCAAACCCCGAUGAAAGUACAAGAAAGCGUCAGAGGCGAUGGAAAGCUUUGCGGUGCUACCUUUGUGGACGAGCGGUUUCGAACCCUCCUAAAGAGCAAGAUGGCUUGGACCACUUGGGAACAACUUGGAGAAGAUGGAAUAGCCCGUCUUAUAAACAAUGAGUGGGAAAACGGCAUAAAGCCACAAUUCUGCAAUGACGGUCGGAACUGGACUAUACAGAUCCCCAUCACCUCGCGAAAGAGGGAUCACGACCAGUACAGCUGUCCAGAGAUCGACGUCAGCAAUCAAGAGGUUGUUGAAGUAUUCAGCCCGAUAAUGGGUCAGGUCGUGGAACUCGUGGCAACACAAAUCCAAGAAGUCCAAAAACGCUACAGGAAGAAGCCCAAGUUCAUUAUCUUGGUGGGUGGCUUCGGGCGCUGUCGCCAUUUGUAUACCUGCCUGAAGGAUGGCCUGAAGGGCCAGGUUGAGAUUUUGCAGAGCUCAGGAGCACGACCUUGGACAGCAGUCUGUCGAGGUGCGGCCAUCCGGGGGCUCGAAAAAUCCGACAACACAGAAGAGUCGGCAAUUCGUUCGAGGAUUGCGAGAGCGAGCUAUGGGACUAUAUGCAACGUGACGCCCUGGACUGAGGGGGAGCAUGAUGCUCGAGACAAAGAAUGGUGCCCCAUCGCACGUGCCUACAUCGCCGCUGACCAGGCUUCCUGGUUUCUGCGCAUUGGCGAUACAAUGGAAGUGGGUAAAUCUAUCGAACUGGGGUUCCAUCAAGAUUUCGAUCAACCGGCCGACAACAUUACUACGUGUCUUAUCUACUCCAACGCCCUCAACCCAUCCCAAAGAUGCGACGAGACGGUCAAGGAACUCUGCCAAGUACGCUGGGCUCGAGUCCCCGAUUACGAAAGUCUGCCUUCGUGGAAAAACUCAAAGGGCCAGCGGGUGAAGCGUCUUGACUACAUCAUCAAGAUGACGUCGAACGGCGUGUCCCUGGACUUUGAGUUUUCCCAUGAGGGCAGAAUCGUGGCAUCAAAGAACGUCGUCGUCGACUACAGCGAGAGCGGGGCAGCGGCCCGCCGCUCUGCUACCAUCGCGGAUGAUGACGCUGUUAGCCUCGCUGAUGGCGAUGAUAGCGGCACCUAUGUUCCCUCUGGACAUGAAGGGGCGGGAACCUCCAGCCGCCUGGACGGCAUCUGGCCAAGUGAAGUUGUGGAACGUGUGAACCAAAUCUGGGGAAGCCAAACUUGGGAUGAACAUGCGGCCCGGGUUGAAGGAUCGUAA
Molecule: messenger RNA, 2019 nt
Organism: Trichoderma citrinoviride
Lineage: Eukaryota; Fungi; Ascomycota; Sordariomycetes; Hypocreales; Hypocreaceae
Exons: 9
Coding region: 1-2019 (672 amino acids)
Molecular function (GO): ATP binding; ATP-dependent protein folding chaperone
Source: RefSeq, a predicted model, not a curated record